CCUCACCUCCCCUCCUCCGCCUCCUCGACCUGUGUCUCUAUAGACUUACUCUAGCUCUUGGCAGUUGAUAUCAGUAAUGUCUGACUCGGUAGAUAUUGUGUUAGAAUUCUUGAGAAAGAACCGAUUUACGAAGGCAGAGGCUGCUCUAAGAGGGGAACUUGGUAGCCAGCCCCUUUUGGAUGGGUCCUCUGAGAAAAACCUUGCCAAAGAGAAAGAAGAAGUGAGAGAAGAAAGUAUACCAGCUACUAGUUUAAGUCAGCAAGAUGCAGCCCCUCGGAGGAGUAGCGAGCUCUCCCAGGAGUUCAUCAUCAAGGAUAUUGCAGUAGGAAGAAGUGGAAAUGGGUCGGAAAAUAAGAAAGCGCUUGCGAAGAAUCAGGGGUCAGGGAGCAGUUUGACAGAUCUUUACCCAUGGAGUUCUACUCCCAUCAACAGCGCUACAAGUUAUUUAUCAAAGGAAAGUGAUAAUAUUGCUAACAACUUCUCUGAACUUAUGAUAUCUGAGCAACCAAAGUUCUUUCCAAAUAAGAAGAAUUCUAUUGGAAACAAAUCAGAAUUUUCAACGGAUCAAAGAAGUACUUACAGUGGGAGCAGCGAAAAAACAAAUUUUAAAGACUGUUAUAUGGAGAAUUCAUGGUUAAAAGGGGGUGAAUUGUCAAAAGAAUGCCCAGUUAAGACCCUUUUCCCACUUUCUUCAAGUAAUGCAUCAACCAGUUAUGAUGGUAUCCCAUGUAAUCGUGAUGACCGUGUGGAGAGGAAGAAGAAACCUGAACACAAUGACGUUAGUGAAGUAACAAAAAAGCAGGCUGAUGAUGUAGGUAUGCCUUUUGUUUCUGGAGCAUCGCAGGAGAGUUUGAAUAAAAAAAAUACCAGGAGCUUUGAUAUGCCACUUACUAUGGAAAAUCAUAGGGAAGACUUCCCACAGUUACCUCAUGUAAGGCUCAAAUCUAUUGACAAGUUGGUAAAUAUGAAUUGGGAGGGAAAGAAUGAUCUCCAUGGAUCUGGCAUCGAGCAGUCAAGUGCAGAUAACGCCUUUUUGAUUGGAUCUUUUUUGGAUGUUCCCAUUGGGCAGGAUAUCAGUACUUCAGCAGGUGGGAAGCGAACAGCUGGUAGUAGUUGGCUCUCUGUAAGUCAAGGAAUUACAGAAGAUACUUCUGAUCUGGUAUCUGGUUUUGCUACUCUUGGUGAUGAUUCAGCAGAUUAUCCAAAUGAGUACUGGGACUCUGACGAGUAUGAUGAUGAUGAUGAUGUUGGGUACAUGAGACAGCCUAUUGAAGAUGAAACCUGGUUCCUAGCUCAUGAGAUUGACUAUCCUAGUGACAAUGAAAAAGGUACAGGGCACGGGAGUGUCCCUGAACAGCAAGACCAGGUUCCAAGGAAGGAUGAAGAUGAUGACCAAUCUUUUGCUGAAGAGGACUCGUAUCUCUCAGGCGAGCAAUAUUUCACAGGAAAGAAUAUUCACCAAGUUGGUGCAUCAAAUAGAAACAAUCUGAUAGUUCAUUAUGAUGGGCAGUUGUUGGAUGCGGAAGAGUUAAAUUUAAUGCGCGGUGAGCCUGUGUGGCAGGGCUUUGUUACUCAAACCAAUGAAUUGUCCAUGGUAGGAAAUGGUAAAGUUGGGAAUGAUUGUGAAAGGCCUCAGAAUGAUGAUCUCAUUAUAGAAGAUGAUCGGCAUGGCUCUGUUAGGUCAGUUGGUGUAGGCAUAGGCAGUGACGUUGCUGAUAUUGGCAGCGAAAUACGAGAAAGUUUAAUUGGUGGAAGCAGUGAAGGAGACAUAGAAUACUUUCAUGAGCAUGGUGGUGGCAUUAGUAGCAGCAAGGAUUUUGAACAUGACAUAACUAUGAGCAAUUUUAAUAGGCCAAACAGGAAUAAGAAGAAAACUAAACAAACGGCAACAAAUUUUAUUGAUGCCGGCUUUUCUUUUCCUCCUCCACGAAGCAAAGGAUGUAAAUCAGGGUCUGUUGUUACCGAGGUUAACAAUGACUGCGAGAAAGGUACCAGUGCAGAAGAUAUGCUUGCCACAUGGAGACGAAGUAGUGAUUCGUCUCCACUGAGAAGUUCAAGAGAUGAAAAAGUUUCUGAUGCUGCUAGAUCAAGGAGCACAAGUGCAUCAUCAGCCUCAAACUACGCUUAUGCAGAAAGAGAGAAUUUCAAGAAAAAGCAAGUUGGCAAAGGAAAUGAUGUGAUGGAAACAGACCCUGGGGCGACUCUGGAGGAUGAAGAAGCGGCUGCACUGCAGGAGCAAGUUAGACAAAUAACAGCUCAAGAGGAGGAAUUUGAGACCUUCAACCUUAAGAUUGUGCAUAGAAAAAACAGAACGGGCUUUGAAGAAGACAAGAAUUUCCAUGUUGUGCUGAAUUCAGUGAUUGCUGGUCGCUAUCAUGUUACUGAAUAUCUAGGAUCAGCAGCAUUUAGCAAAGCUAUUCAGGCUCAUGAUUUGCACACUGGCAUGGAUGUUUGUGUGAAGAUUAUAAAGAACAACAAGGACUUUUUUGACCAGAGUCUUGAUGAAAUCAAGCUUCUUAAAUUUAUUAACCAGCAUGAUCCUGCGGACAAGUAUCAUCUUUUGCGCUUGUAUGAUUACUUCUAUUAUCGGGAACACUUGCUGAUAGUUUGUGAACUUCUCAAGGCAAACUUAUAUGAAUUUCACAAAUUUAAUCGGGAAUCAGGUGGAGAGGUUUAUUUCACAAUGCCGAGGCUGCAGUCAAUUGCAAUACAGUGUUUGGAGGCACUUGAAUUUUUACAUGGUCUUGGCCUAAUACAUUGUGAUUUGAAGCCGGAGAAUAUUCUGGUAAAAAGCUACAGUAGGUGUGAAGUAAAAGUUAUCGACCUUGGUAGUAGUUGCUUCCAAACAGAUCAUCUAUGUUCUUAUGUGCAAUCUCGGUCUUAUCGUGCACCUGAAGUUAUACUGGGCCUCCCCUAUGAUAAAAAGAUAGAUGUAUGGUCACUUGGAUGCAUCUUAGCGGAACUUUGCACAGGAAAUGUUCUCUUCCAAAAUGAUUCUCCUGCUACUCUACUUGCACGUGUGAUAGGGAUCAUAGGUCCUAUUGACCAAGUUCUGCUUGCAAAGGGACGAGAAACAUACAAAUAUUUUACAAAGAACCACAUGCUAUAUGAAAGGAAUCAGGAAACCAGCAGAUUAGAGUAUUUGAUCCCGAAGAAAUCAUCUUUGCGUCAUCGGCUGCCUAUGGGAGAUCAGGGCUUUAUUGAUUUUGUUGCUCAUCUUCUGGAGGUAAACCCAAAGAAACGUCCAUCGGCAGCAGAAGCAUUGAAGCAUCCAUGGCUCUCCUACCCAUAUGAACCCAUAUCAUCUUGAAUGGGGAGAGAGUCUACUGGUGAAAAUAUAUUUCUUCGCCGCUUAAGCGGAAUAUGCUGAGCUGUACAUUGGAGCUUCGGACGUUUAAAGAUUGGGAUUUUAUCACUGAUACAAGAUUUGAUUGGCCCCUGGUAGCAGGAUUUUGUGUUGUAGUCUAAAUUGAGCGAUUCGUCUGUUGUAAGUCAAGAGCGUAAUUUGGUGAGAAUUACAUGCUAACUGAUCAUUGGUUGUGGUUUUUUGGUGGAAUGUGGGAGGUCAUGUUUUGUGUAUAGGAUGUGAUUAUUGUUUUGGCCCCAUUAAUCAAAUGUUUGGUGCCCAAAAUCUUAGUGCAUGUAUUCUAGCCGUAGUCAUCAAAGUGUAUUCUCACAUAAGAGCGGGCUGUAUGUUUAACUUACUAUUUUAUUGUUUUGUUUUAUAUUUUCCACUGAUUGGUUGGUA
This is a messenger RNA of Asparagus officinalis (garden asparagus), 3748 nucleotides long. RefSeq lists its product as uncharacterized. NCBI's taxonomy places the organism in Eukaryota, Viridiplantae, Streptophyta, Magnoliopsida, Asparagales, Asparagaceae. Gene Ontology annotation, molecular function: ATP binding; protein tyrosine kinase activity; protein serine/threonine kinase activity. The record is from RefSeq and is a predicted model, not a curated record. The transcript has 8 exons. Gene Ontology annotation, cellular component: cytoplasm. Gene Ontology annotation, biological process: peptidyl-serine phosphorylation; peptidyl-threonine phosphorylation. The coding region runs from base 77 to 3310 and encodes 1077 amino acids.